Messenger RNA from Colletotrichum lupini, 1074 nucleotides. RefSeq lists its product as uncharacterized. The record is from RefSeq and is a predicted model, not a curated record. NCBI's taxonomy places the organism in Eukaryota, Fungi, Ascomycota, Sordariomycetes, Glomerellales, Glomerellaceae. The transcript is spliced from 4 exons. The coding region runs from base 1 to 1074 and encodes 357 amino acids.
AUGGAAACCCAAGUCUUAUCACUCUUCACUCAUCACCUCUUCCGUCUUUGCUCGAAAUCUGCAGAAGGUCUACCUGUACAGCUAGUGACCAUCAUGAAUCUCAUCUUGACUGAAUGUCUCACUGCAUCUCGUGUGGCGGCAUGGCAAAAAAAGAUGAGGAGCCACCCGAAACAUAACAUGACAGAAGCCCGCGCUAGCCACCAACACCCGACUCUCCCGCAACAGCAACACCACCCGUCACCUGUGGGCCAAGAAAUCCAAGGGUCCUCCGUGCCUCCCAGGCUGCCCCCCGAAUCUGGAUUUCUGCUCGUGCCAUCGUUGCAAGUCGGAAACUCCCAGUUCCUAGUCGGCGGGCCCAACCGAACCAAGCACAGCCUCAUUGCGAUCCUGCUCUCGCCAUUUUCCAUCCAUGAUCCAGCUCUCACUCUUCUCUUGCUCUCUCUCUCUCUCACUCUUUCGUCCCUCGCGCCGAGGUCCUGGAGGCUGGAGCUUCACCUCGACAUGGACCUAAAUUGCGCUCCUCUCCAGCCGCAACCUCACAAGCCCCGGUCCUUGCUUAAGCAAAGCAUUCCCGAGCUCUCCCAACAUGAGGAGUACCAAAAGCAACUCUCUCUCUGCCUUGUGCCUCAGACCUUGAAUGGCUUGGAUGCUUCCCCAGCCCGCAACCGUGCUUCAACUUCGCCUCAACAGAGACUGACUGACCUGACAGGUCGCACUCGCAGCACGUCCAAGCAAGUUGGCAACAGCCUCGAGUCGGAGCACGGCGGACCACUGGAACUGACACGCGGCGGAAAGACAGACGACCCAUCCGCAUCGUCGGGAGGAGAGGGUGUGCCCAUGCCCUUCUCCCAUUGGUCUCUCAGAAACGCGAUACCGCUGAUAAGAGAUUUGGCGAGCAGGGGGCCACCUGAGCCCGGCAGGGGAACCUGGAACCUCGACUUUUCGACACUUUCACCCCCUGGCACGUUCUGCCGUUCUGAUGUCUUAUCGGAUAAGAUAAGGUACGUAUCUUCCUCUCCUCCCCUCUCCCCUCCUCUCCGCCCGCCAGCCCUGCCACCUCCCUUUCUGGCCUGA